UUGGAGCCCUACCGCGGGAGGAGACAGACGCUGGUGCCCGAGCUCCUGCCGAAGCAAGGCUGCCCCGAGCCCGGUACCCAGAGGAUGCCUGGUCGAACCUGCCCCUAGCCCGGUACCCAGAGGACGACUGGUCGAGCCUACCCCAAGCCCGGUACCCAGAGGAGGACUGGCCGAGCCUGCCCCAAGCUCGGUACCCCGAGGAGGAGUCGAGCCCACCGGUACACCCAUCCCCUGAGGAGCCCAUGCUGGUAGACCCCCCUGCUGAAGCCGCAACGACACAGGUUUACCUCCAUCCCAGAAAGAUGACUUGCUCCAGCCUGUGCUAUCCAGAAUGCGGAGUGGCCCGGCCCUGUCCGGUCACUGGUACCUGCAACGAGCCGUGCGUUAGGCAGUGCCAAGACUCCGAAGUGGUGAUCAGACCCUCACCAGUUGUUGUGACCAUCCCAGGACCCAUUCUCAGCAAUUUCCCUCAGCACAGUGCAGUGGGAGCUGUAGGAGCACCUGUGGUCGGACCCGGUUACGGAGGCUCAUUCGGUUGGGGGGGCUAUGGAGGCCAUUACGGAGGAUUGUAUGGUUUAGGUGGAUACGGUGGUUACGGCGGCCGUUACGGUUAUGGGGGAUUAUGUGGUUAUGGGGGAUACUGUGGUUACCCAGGCUUCUGUGGUUACGGAGGAUUAUGGGGAUAUGGGGGAUAUGGCCGUAGGUAUCUCGGUGGAUACUGUGGGUCAUGCUAAACCCAGCAGGAACUUCCGUGGAAGAAGGAAGAAUCAGGAAAUGAACAGCCAGAUACAGAUUCACCCCUGAUCUUUUGGGCAUGGCUUUCAGAAGUACUGGGCAAACAGGGCUCCAGCUGAACUCAGUGGGAGCUGUGUGUGCUCAGCACCUUGGGCUGACAGCCAUGCUGCCUUUCUAAUGUUACGCUUUAUGACUCUUUCUGCCAAGGCUU
Messenger RNA from Mauremys mutica (yellowpond turtle), 946 nucleotides. Its product is annotated as claw keratin-like. Gene Ontology annotation, cellular component: intermediate filament. The coding region runs from base 243 to 734 and encodes 163 amino acids. The transcript is spliced from 2 exons. NCBI's taxonomy places the organism in Eukaryota, Metazoa, Chordata, Testudines, Geoemydidae. The record is from RefSeq and is a predicted model, not a curated record. Gene Ontology annotation, molecular function: structural constituent of cytoskeleton.